UUUUUCUCACACCAUCACUCACAACAAACAAAGGAAAAACAGACCAACUCAUGGGAAACUAAUCAUGAAGAACACACCACCCUCCUGCACCAAACAACACUCCACAAAAGCAUUUCCUAGCCACCAUCUUCCUUAAAUCUACUCUUUUUAGCUUCUUCAUAACACAAACACAAAAGCUCAACGUUUCGAAACCAUGAAACAACUCCAUUUCCUCUUCUUUUUCUUGUUUUUUACAGGCAUCUCAGCUGCGAAAACCCUGCCUGUCCAACUCAUCGCCUUGCUCUCCCUCAAAUCGUCUCUCGUAGACCCUCUUGACACUCUUCACAGCUGGAAACCUUCUAGGAAUCCUAUCUGGUGUAACUGGUCUGGCAUCAAAUGUGACCAGCAUGAUCACAUUAUUUCAAUUGACAUUUCCAACCGCAACCUUUCUGGUACCAUUGCUUCCAAUAUUCGACACUUAGGCCACCUCCGCUACUUGAAUCUCAGCACUAAUGCUUUUCAAGGACCUCUUCCACCGCAUGUAUUUGAACUACGCUCUCUCAUAAGCCUUGACAUCAGUCACAAUGCAUUCAGUUCCGGAUUCCCCUCGGGUAUAUCAAAACUUAAGUGGUUGUCCUAUCUAGACGCUUACAACAACGAUUUCAACGGUUCUUUGCCUCAAGACAUUACUCAACUUCAGCUUCUCGAGCACCUCCACCUUGGUGGCAGCUACUUUUCUGGAGAAAUUCCGGGAAGUUACUGCAGUUUUCCCAGGCUAAAGUUUCUAGACCUCGCUGGAAACUUACUCACUGGUGCACUUCCAGCUGAAAUAGGCCUUUUAAAGCAAUUACAGCGGAUUGAAAUCGGAUACAAUGAGUUUACAGGAGAGCUUCCCACCCAACUUUCUCAGUUAUCAAAUCUGACCUAUCUAGAUAUCUCAUCUGCAAAUCUUAGUGGGGAAAUUCCAAUAGCGCUUGGUAAUUUAUCCAAGCUUGAGACCCUGUUACUCUUCAAAAAUCGCUUUAGAGGAAGCAUUCCUCCUAGUUUAUCUCAACUAGCUUCGCUCAAAGUUUUAGACUUAUCUUUUAAUCAGCUCAAUGGCAUUAUUCCAAGCGAAGUAUCGUUACUCAAGGAGCUAAAUACUCUGAAUUUGAUGACAAACAAGUUAACUGGAGAUAUACCAGAAGGCGUAGCUGGUCUUCCUAAUUUAGAAUUCCUUUCCCUUUGGAACAAUUCUCUGACAGGAGUCUUGCCGCCAAAGCUUGGCUCAAACGGAAAGUUGCAAAAGCUAGACGUCUCUUCAAAUGCACUAUCUGGUCCGAUCCCUCCACACGUUUGUGAUGGCAAUAGGCUCGUGAAGCUCUUACUCUUUUCAAACCAAUUUUCAGGUCACUUGCCAUUUUCUUUAGGAAGCCGCUGUACAGCAUUAGAAAGAUUUCGCGUUCAAAACAACUUUUUGAAUGGCUCAUUACCAGAAGGAUUUGGCCUGUCACAUAAUAUAACAUUUAUGGAUGUCAGCAACAAUAAUUUUAGUGGAUCAAUUCCCAGAGAUCUUAGCAAUGCGCCAAAGCUAGAGUACUUGAACAUAUCCAACAAUUUCUUUCAGAAGGAGUUACCAGAUAACGUAUGGAGCUCGCGAAGCUUGCAGAUAUUCUCUGCUAGUCACUCCGGUCUCAUUGGAAAAUUAACGGACUUUAUUGGUUGUGAAAGCUUGUACAAAAUUGAACUAGAAGGGAAUGCAUUCACCGGUAACAUUCCCUGGGAUAUUGGUCACUGUCAUAAGCUUAUUUCAGUGAAUUUACGCCAGAAUUUGUUGACUGGAAUAAUUCCAUGGGAGAUUUCAGCUCUUCCGUCGAUUACUGAUGUUGAUUUAUCACAUAAUUUGCUGACAGGAACAAUCCCUGCAAACUUUGAUAAUUCUAGUACAUUGGAGAACUUUAACGUGUCUUAUAAUCAACUCACAGGUCCGGUCCCUUCGUCUGGUAACAUACUUUCAAUUUUUCAUCCGUCGUCGUUUAUUGGCAACAAAGGUCUCUGCGGCAGCAUCCUGCAAAAACCUUGCAGAGCAAGUGAUCAUUCUCCGAGAGACGUAGAUGUACGGGCCAAGCAGCAGAGCAGAAGUGCUGGUGCAAUUGUGUGGAUUUUGGCAGCAGCAUUAGGCCUGGUACUGUUCACAUUAAUUGCUCUAAUUAGGUGUUACCACGCUAGAUAUCACCGUGGAUUUGCAUCAGGCAACAGAGAUAUUGGACUUUGGAAAUUAACUGCUUUUCAGCGUUUAAAUUUCGUGGCAGAUGAUGUGCUUUAUUCAUUGUCUGUGACGGAUAAGAUUUUGGGGAUGGGGUCGAUGGGAACAGUUUACAAAGCCGAAAUGCCAGGUGGUGAGAUCAUAGCUGUUAAGAAGCUGUGGGGCAAGCAGAAAGAGAUGAUCAGACAGCGCAAAGGCGUGUUGGCUGAGGUGGAAGUGUUGGGAAGCGUGAGGCACCGCAAUAUAGUGAGAUUAUUAGGGUGCUGCAGUAACAAUGAGACCACAAUGCUCUUGUAUGAGUACAUGCCUAAUGGGAAUUUAGAUGAUCUGUUGCAUGGGAAUCACAAUAAAGGUCAUAAUUCGGUAGCAGAUUGGCUAACCAGAUACAAGAUAGCAAUGGGGGUAGCUCAGGGGAUUUGCUAUCUUCACCAUGAUUGUGAUCCGGUGAUUGUGCACCGUGAUCUCAAGCCCAGCAAUAUCUUAUUGGACGCUCAGAUGGAGGCCAGAGUUGCUGAUUUUGGUGUGGCCAAGUUGAUUCAGUGCGAUGAGUCUAUGUCAGUAAUUGCUGGAUCCUAUGGCUAUAUUGCGCCAGAAUAUGCUUACACUCUUCAAGUCGACGAGAAGAGUGACAUAUAUAGUUAUGGAGUGGUACUGAUGGAGAUAUUAUGUGGAAGAAGAUCAGUUGAUGCGGAGUUUGGAGAUGGGAACAGCAUUGUGGAUUGGGUUAAAACAAAAAUCAAAACGAAAGAAGGACUUAGAAAUGUGCUUGAUAAGAAUGCUGGUGCCUUAUGUGCACCUGUCAGAGAGGAGAUGAUGUUAUUGCUAAGGGUUGCCUUGCUCUGCACUAGUCGAAACCCUGCUGAUCGACCACCAAUGAGGGAUGUUGUGUCGAUGCUGUUAGAAGCUAAACCAAAGAGAAAAGUACCCGCGAGUGGAGAAUGUGGUGGCUGCAACAAACAUGUAGUUGAUUUUGAUGACCAGGACUCUGCUGCGGAAUGCUAAAAGCUUCUUGAGCAAGUGAAGGUUUUUUAUUAAUUCCUAAUGCAAGAAAUGACUGAGACAAGAAAGAGGGUGCUGGGAUUCUAGGGACGCCGUCUGCAAACUACUUGUACCUCAGGCAGAGCCGCGAAACAUAGUCGCUUAGCCUGCAACUCAGCCAGAUAUUCUCUGAUAACAAUCUAUUUGCAGGUGCUCUCCAGUGUCCACAAAAGAUUGGAUAUAUCUAGCCAACUUUAGCUCCUCUACCUUUUGCAUAAUACGUUAAAAGUUAAAACUUAAAGCAGGAUGACUCGGAUCCUGGAACUCUUCUCCUGUGUUUAUUUUAGACAUAGAGAGAGUCUUAUCCAACUUUAGCACAUCCAGAAAACAUGUAAUCUGUGCCAAUGUUCUAAUACCAAAAUUUCUAUGGCUAC
Molecule: messenger RNA, 3636 nt
Organism: Daucus carota subsp. sativus
Lineage: Eukaryota; Viridiplantae; Streptophyta; Magnoliopsida; Apiales; Apiaceae
Product: leucine-rich repeat receptor-like protein kinase TDR
Exons: 2
Coding region: 194-3226 (1010 amino acids)
Biological process (GO): protein phosphorylation
Molecular function (GO): protein binding; ATP binding; protein kinase activity
Source: RefSeq, a predicted model, not a curated record